Messenger RNA from Seminavis robusta, 387 nucleotides. NCBI's taxonomy places the organism in Eukaryota, Bacillariophyta, Bacillariophyceae, Naviculales, Naviculaceae. The record is from the annotation of a GenBank genome assembly.
AUGAUCAACCAAGCUCCAUCCAGUCCUUUGAGCGGCUUUCUCAGCCAAAUCAUCAUGGACAAGUGUGGUGUAUCUUUCUCCCAUGAAAUCACAGUCACAGUCGUUGACGACAAGGCACUUUCCCACCGCUCCCCUCCCCCUUCCGUGCGUUCCAGCUCCUCCAAGAAAUCCAGCAGCAGGUGUACAUACCGCAUUGCUGCGGAAUCCAGAUGGGAAAGCUGUCCCCUUGUAAAUGAUCGAAAGAUGAAACGCCGUGAAAUCUUGCUGACCAAAGCAUGCCAAGUGUUGCCUCCAAAGAUGCCCGUUCGCACCGUGAGCGACGACUGCAUAGUCAUCAUGAAUGGACCUACACCCAAGCCCAAGAUUGUGCGGGCAAGCUCUGCCUAA